This is a messenger RNA of Megalops cyprinoides (Indo-Pacific tarpon), 632 nucleotides long. RefSeq names its product transmembrane protein 170B (gene tmem170b). The record is from RefSeq and is a predicted model, not a curated record. NCBI's taxonomy places the organism in Eukaryota, Metazoa, Chordata, Actinopteri, Elopiformes, Megalopidae. Gene Ontology annotation, biological process: negative regulation of canonical Wnt signaling pathway. The transcript is spliced from 3 exons. The coding region runs from base 168 to 632 and encodes 154 amino acids. Gene Ontology annotation, cellular component: plasma membrane.
CAUCAUGGCUCCAAACCCGCUACUGCUUCAGCCGAGACAGGACAGAGAAGACGAGCCACCGGCCCUUCCCUUCCCGAUCCAGAGGCGACCGCCGAGCUGAGACGGCGGCUCCGGUGGAGGGGAGCACCGCGGUGAAGAAGCGUCCUCCCGUCACCCCGGGCUCCUCGAUGUCUUCUUCAAGACCCGCGUACAGCUAUUUGACAAAGGGGGGUGAGACCCGGCGCAGCGGCGGCAGAGACAUGAGCCGGGAUUACACCAUCAACCUGUCGGUGCGGCAGGUUUUGGGACUGUGGGUGCAGGGCUCGGUGCCGACGCUCCAGCACUUCGCAGAGAUGUGGUACUGGGUGUUCCUGUGGUGCCUGUUCUCCUCCCUCCUGGUCCACGGUGCGAUGGCACUGCUGAUGCUCUUCACCCUGCAGAGGCACAGGAGGGGGAGGCUGAUCACCGUCCUGCUGGUCAGCGUGGGCUUCCUGGCCUCCCUCAUCGGGGGGGUCAUCACCAGUGCUGCCGUGGCAGGGGUGUACCGCGUGGCAGGGAAGGACAUGGCCCCUCUGGAGGCUCUGGUAUUUGGGACGGGGCAGACCGCCCUCAGCAUCCUCAUCUCCUUCUCGCGAAUCCUGGCCACUCUCUGA